Peromyscus californicus insignis is the source of this 2914-nucleotide messenger RNA. It is a transcript of the gene Me2, whose product is annotated as malic enzyme 2. The record is from RefSeq and is a predicted model, not a curated record. The coding region runs from base 535 to 2292 and encodes 585 amino acids. Gene Ontology annotation, biological process: pyruvate metabolic process; malate metabolic process. The transcript is spliced from 16 exons. Gene Ontology annotation, cellular component: mitochondrion. Gene Ontology annotation, molecular function: malate dehydrogenase (decarboxylating) (NAD+) activity; NAD binding; malate dehydrogenase (decarboxylating) (NADP+) activity. NCBI's taxonomy places the organism in Eukaryota, Metazoa, Chordata, Mammalia, Rodentia, Cricetidae.
UGAACGCCCUGCGGUGGCUGCCGAGUCCCUGCCGACCCGGAGUGCCUGGCUGGUGGCUGGCAUAAGCCGCCCCUCCGCGUCCUCAUGGAACCGGGUACCACCCUGCUCCCCCGAAGCGCAUCCCUCCUCCCGCCGCCGGCGUCGCGGGUGAACCUUUGCGCGCCGCCUCAGAACAGUUAACAACACCCAGGAACCCGGCGCAGGAAGGUGCAGCCGAGAGGAACCGAGCCCGGGGGGCGGAACCAGGCUGGAGCCACGUCCCGCGCCAGCUCCCGGCCUCCCAUUGGCCUGCGCGCCUGUCCGUCCGCCCGGCACCGGCCCGCGCCUCUUUCUCCGCUACCUCUGCGCGUGUGGGGCGGGCUCCCCCCCCCCCCCCCCCCCCCCGGCAGAGCGAGCCGGAGCUGGCGCCGGCUGCCAGGAGCUCGCGGGAGGCCGGCCGGGGCGGCGCCAGGACCGAGCAUCGCGGGCUGUAACGCCGCGGCCUCUCUGCCUGCAGCACCACCUGGCGCGGGCCAGGGUUCGGGGAGAGAAAAGAUGUUUUCCCGGGUAAGAGCCGUUACCACUCCUUGUGCUUUGACAUGCCGCCGCCAUUUGCACCUGAAGGAGAAAGGCAAGCCACUCAUGCUGAAUCCAAGAACAAACAAGGGGAUGGCGUUUACGUUACAAGAACGGCAAAUGCUUGGUCUUCAAGGACUUUUACCUCCUAAAAUAGAGACGCAAGAUAUUCAAGCCUUACGAUUCCAUAGAAACUUGAAAAAAAUGACUAACCCUUUAGAAAAAUACAUCUAUAUAAUGGGCAUACAAGAAAGAAAUGAAAAACUGUUUUAUAGAAUACUGCAAGAUGAUAUUGAAAGUCUGAUGCCAAUUGUAUAUACACCAACAGUUGGUCUUGCCUGUUCCCAAUAUGGACACAUCUUUAGAAGACCUAAGGGAUUGUUUAUUUCAAUCUCAGACAGAGGUCAUGUCAGAUCAAUUGUGGAUAACUGGCCAGAAAAUCAUGUUAAGGCUGUUGUGGUGACCGAUGGAGAGAGGAUUCUGGGUCUCGGAGAUUUGGGUGUCUAUGGAAUGGGGAUUCCAGUAGGAAAGCUUUGUUUGUAUACAGCAUGUGCAGGAAUACAGCCUGAGAAGUGCCUGCCUGUAUGCAUCGACGUGGGGACCGAUAAUAAUGCACUAUUAAAAGAUCCAUUUUAUAUGGGCUUGUAUCAGAAGCGAGAUCGUUCCCAACUCUAUGAUGACCUGAUUGAUGAGUUUAUGAAGGCGAUUACUGACAGAUAUGGCCGGAACACGCUCAUUCAGUUUGAAGACUUCGGGAAUCAUAAUGCAUUCAGGUUCUUAAGAAAGUACCAGCAAAAAUACUGUACCUUCAAUGAUGAUAUCCAAGGGACAGCUGCAGUUGCUUUGUCGGGCCUUCUUGCGACCCAAAAAGUUAUUAAGAAACCAGUCUCAGAACACAAAAUCUUAUUUCUUGGGGCAGGAGAGGCUGCACUUGGAAUUGCAAAUCUUAUAGUUAUGUGUAUGGUGGAAAGUGGCCUCUCAGAAGAGGAGGCACGGAGGAAGGUCUGGAUGUUCGACAAGAACGGCUUAUUAGUUAAGGGAAGGACUGCUAGCAUCGAUAGUAACCAGGAACCAUUUGCUCACUGGGCCCCAGAGAACAUACCUGGAACUUUUGAAGAUGCAGUGAAUGAACUGAAGCCUUCAGUUAUAAUUGGAGUGGCAGGUGCUGGCCGCCUUUUUACUCCUGGCGUCAUCAAAGCCAUGGCCUCUAUCAAUGAAAGACCCAUAAUAUUUGCGCUUAGUAACCCUACGGCACAGGCUGAGUGCACGGCUGAAGAGGCCUACACACUUACGGAGGGCAGGUGUCUGUUUGCCAGUGGCAGCCCAUUUGAGCCAGUGAAACUCCAGGAUGGACGAGUCUUCACCCCAGGCCAAGGAAACAAUGCGUAUAUCUUUCCAGGUGUGGCUUUAGCUGUUAUUCUCUGUCAAACCCGGCACAUCAGUGACAGUGUUUUCUUGGAAGCUGCAAAGGCCCUGACAAGUCAAUUGACAGAUGAAGAGUUAGCCCAAGGGAGGCUUUACCCAUCACUUGCUAAUAUUCAGGAAGUUUCUGUUAACAUAGCUAUUAAAGUUGCAGAAUACCUGUAUGCUAAUAAAAUGGCUUUCCGAUACCCAGAACCUGAAGACAAGGCCAAGUACAUUAAAGAGAGAAUAUGGCGGAGUGAUUAUGUUUCCCUGCUGCCAGAUGUGUACGAUUGGCCAGAGUCUUCAUUGAAGCCUCCUCAGAUAUCAGAAUAGACGCUUUCCCAUUGAGGCGCUCCAUGCUGCAGGGAACCACUAUUUUUAGACAAAGAGAUAACACUCUCAGAGUUGCAGUCGUCUCUGUGUUAUUCCUCCGCACCACUUUGCCUGGCAUUUUUUUUUUCCCCGUGAAUCUCUUUCUUUGGGAACAGCUAUGUUGAAUAUACUGUUAAUGCCCACCCGCGCCCACAGUCCGGUACUACGAAUGCUUUAGUUCUGCUGGAGGUCGCCCCGUGUGCUCCUGUUUGAGCCUGCCACGGUGUUUUUGCUGUUACAUGAAUGUAUCUUCCACUUCCACUCAGUUCCUCAAGGGCUGUGGAUAUGAAUACAAAAUGUUGAGAAGAAACCAAAAUUUAACCUAACUCCAAAGAAAAACUGUCAGUAGCUAAAACUGUUCUUUUAUAUAUGCUUCAUUUUACUUUCAUGCUCUGGAAUCCUUUUGUAGUAGACAGAUAUGGGGAAAUAUGAAAAAAAUUCCCGAUUUCCUAGAACUAAAUCGUGGCUAACUAUAACAUUAUAGCAGAGUGGGAGGAGCCACCACUGCCUUUAGACAGGCUGAGCAGUCAUCUGCAACAGUGUACAAAAAACCACUUUUGUCUAAUAAAAGUCAUACCUUACA